AUGAUUGUGUGUAUUAUAUUCUGGCACAACAGCCGGACAGUAUCAGAGAAUGUAAAUACCCCAGACAAUGCUAUCAGGAUAAAACAAGCAAAUGGAAAGAAGAGCGGUACAUCACGGCAAACAUCCAAUGGGUCAUUGGUAAAUGGGGCAAUGAUGAAUUCACGCAAUCGAGGAACUGAAAGUAAUAGAGAACAUUUGUACAACUUUAGUAAUCCUGUGAAACACAUAGCUUUUCUAAAGGUUCACAAAGUUGCUAGUGGCACAAUGCAGAAUCUUUUCCUUCGUUUCGGUAUUGAGCAUGACUUAGUGUUCGUUUUACCGAAAUCUGGUAUCUCAUUACCCAUGCAGCCAGGGAAAUCCAUUUCGUCGGUGGCUAUUCCACCACCAGCACACAGGACGUAUGACGUACUAUGUAGUCAUGUACGCUACAAUCGGAGUGAUUUCCAAAAGACUCUGCCUUCGGAUUCUGUUUACAUCGCUACAGUCAGGGAUCCUUUCAGACAGUUCAUAUCGUCCAUUCAUUAUUACCAUAGGAAAUUCAUGUUGAAGAUCUCAAAGCAAAAACCAAUUCUUAAAUUUCUUCAAGAGCCAAAUAAGUACACCCGCAUUAUACCAGAGAACGGCCGAGUGUCUAAUUUUUUUAAUUCAAUGGCUUGGGAUUUUGGCUUCCCAUUAGAUCUCUUUGUUCUCCCAGAUAAAGCACAGAUUCAAGAAUAUAUCAGCCAACUUGAUAAAGAUUUCGACCUCGUCAUCAUAGUCGAAUAUUUUGAUGAAAGUUUGGUUUUAAUGAGAAGACUACUGAACUGGGACAUGAGGAAUAUAUUGUACAUAUCAAGUCAUGUACAAAAGAGACACGAACCUGCAUUUGCUGUGGGUGAAGAAGAGGAAAAUCUUUACCGGAAAUGGUGUCUUCUAGAUUAUGCGUUGUUUGAUUUUUUCAAAAGUAAAUUUUUGAGGCAUUGGGAAAGCAUUUUAACUAACAGUGAUGUUUUAGAAGAAUUAAGAUAUUUCCGUGAUAUGAAGUCGAAAGUUGACAAGUAUUGUCGAGAACACAAGGCAGAAUCGUCAUUUUAUAUCAAACCGUGCAAGUGGCAUGCAGGUUUCCUGGUUGACAAACAGUAUUGCAAUGACCGUCUAUUCACCGAAAUUCAGCAGGUCCGUAAACUCCAGAGAAAACAAACAUUGGCCAUUCGGCGCGGCACUUAA
Ylistrum balloti is the source of this 1206-nucleotide messenger RNA. RefSeq names its product galactosylceramide sulfotransferase-like. NCBI's taxonomy places the organism in Eukaryota, Metazoa, Mollusca, Bivalvia, Pectinida, Pectinidae. Gene Ontology annotation, cellular component: membrane. The transcript has a single exon. The record is from RefSeq and is a predicted model, not a curated record. Bases 1 to 1206 code for a protein of 401 amino acids. Gene Ontology annotation, molecular function: galactosylceramide sulfotransferase activity. Gene Ontology annotation, biological process: glycolipid biosynthetic process.